Ambispora leptoticha is the source of this 557-nucleotide messenger RNA. Lineage: Eukaryota; Fungi; Glomeromycota; Glomeromycetes; Archaeosporales; Ambisporaceae. The record is from the annotation of a GenBank genome assembly.
AAAAGGUCAAAUACAUUGGAUAUCAAUUGCAUAAUCAAGCUUCCAAGCACCCAAUCAUCACAAACUCGGGUGCUUUUAUAGGACCGUCUGUAUUCGUCGCUGCGACAAACGGAAUCGGCAAAUAUGAAGAACAGGUCAAGAACCUUGGAUGCAAAGUAACAGAAGUAGCAGAACCGAUCAAAAACUUAUCAAAAUCGGUAAAGGAUCAAGCUAUUAAACACCCAGUCAUCACAACCGUAGUGGUAACAGCAGGUGUGGGUGCUUUAGUAGGACCGGUUGUAUUUGCCACUGCGGCAAAAGCAUCCGGAUUUACCGCUAAUGGAAUAGCGGCAAACUCUGCGGCUGCCACUUUCAUGUCCACAUACGGAGGAGCGGUAGCGUCUGGUAGUGCAUGUGCUGUAUUGCAAUCCGUUGGUGCUGCUGGAACUGGGCUUGCAACGACUGUAACUUCAGCUGUAAUUGGUGGUGUCGCUGGGUAUACUGUUAACAAGGCUGUUAUUCAAUCAUCUAAUAAUGUUACUAGAAAGGCUAACACUAUUAUAAAAUCUUUGUUAUGA